AUGGCCGCAAAAUCAUACUCGAUCCUGCCCACCGCAGAGAGGGCAAACCAUCAUCAUCAACGGCCGCGCAGGCCAAAUCUCAAGAAACUUGCCGCGGGCUUCUCGCUAGCCCUGGCCACCGUCAGUCUGCUUUAUAAGCCGGCAAUCAACCAUUAUGAACGCAUUUAUCGCCAAUAUCACUCCAAGACGCACUCGGUCGAGGAGAGGGCGCACACGAUCCUGUCGACGACUCCGCUGAUUGAUGGUCACGUCGACUUCCCUCUUGUUCUGCGCAGCUAUUAUGGCAACCAUCUAGAUGGAGAGUCGUUUUCCGCUCCGUUUGAGAAUGGGACUCUCAUGGGCCACGUCGAUCUCGCUCGACUAAGAGCUGGUCGCUCCGGAGGUGCUUUCUGGAGCGUCUUCGCGCCAUGCCCUGAGAACGGCACUGACUAUUCGGAUGCCAAUUAUGCUGAUAGCCUCCAAUUCACGCUCCAGGAGAUUGACAUCAUGAAGAGGGUCUUUGCCGCGUACCCCAAUGAUUUCGCUCCUGAUGUCGAUGGCUCCGAUGCGAUCACUGCAUUCCGGGCCGGCAAGCUGGUUUCCCCCCUGGGCAUUGAAGGUCUUCACCAGAUUGCCAACUUGGCUGGCAACCUACGCAUGUUUCGCGAUCUGGGCGUGAGAUAUGCGACAUUAACCCACAACUGCCACAACAAGUUUGCAGACGCCGCUCUGCUGGAGCGUCCGUUAAGGGCUGCACCCCCGGCUUGGAAUGGCCUUAGCGAUGAUGGACGCCGGCUGGUCCACGAGAUGAAUCGCAUUGGCAUGAUUGUCGAUCUCGCUCACGUCAGUGAAAAGACAAUGGUGGAUGUCCUUGGUGGGGGAUCGUGGGAAGGAUCCAAAGCACCCAUCAUCUUCUCCCACAGCUCAGCCCACAGCAUCUGCCCUCACCCGCGCAACGUCAAGGAUCACGUCCUCCAGCUGGUGAAGAAGACCAACUCCGUCGUCAUGGUCAACAUCGCCCCGCAGUUCAUCUCGUGUGUCGAAAGCGACAACGAGUACGGCCUUCCCGCCGACGAUCCUGACAAUGCCACCCUGGGAAAAGUCGCAGAUCACAUUACGUACAUUGGAAACCUCAUCGGCUACGAUUACGUCGGCAUUGGCACUGACUUUGAUGGCAUCGGGUCUGUCCCCACGGGCCUCGAGGACGUUUCCAAGUAUCCCGACCUGAUUGCCGAGCUUUUGCGACGAGGAGUCAGCGACGUAGACGCCGCAAAGGUUGUGGGAGGCAAUGUCAUCAGGGUCUGGAAGCAGGUGGACGCCGUUUCCGCUGAGAUGAAGGCCAACGGCGCGCCCAUCAUGGAAGACAAAUUGUAG
Trichoderma virens Gv29-8 is the source of this 1353-nucleotide messenger RNA. RefSeq lists its product as uncharacterized. NCBI's taxonomy places the organism in Eukaryota, Fungi, Ascomycota, Sordariomycetes, Hypocreales, Hypocreaceae. Gene Ontology annotation, molecular function: metallodipeptidase activity. Gene Ontology annotation, biological process: proteolysis. The record is from RefSeq and is a predicted model, not a curated record. The coding region runs from base 1 to 1353 and encodes 450 amino acids. The transcript has 4 exons.